Saccharomyces cerevisiae S288C is the source of this 3402-nucleotide messenger RNA. It is a transcript of the gene SDD4, whose product is annotated as Sdd4p. The transcript has a single exon. Gene Ontology annotation, cellular component: nucleus; cytoplasm. NCBI's taxonomy places the organism in Eukaryota, Fungi, Ascomycota, Saccharomycetes, Saccharomycetales, Saccharomycetaceae. The record is from RefSeq and is marked reviewed. Gene Ontology annotation, molecular function: RNA polymerase II cis-regulatory region sequence-specific DNA binding; zinc ion binding; DNA-binding transcription factor activity, RNA polymerase II-specific. Bases 1 to 3402 code for a protein of 1133 amino acids. Gene Ontology annotation, biological process: regulation of transcription by RNA polymerase II; DNA-templated transcription.
AUGCACGGCAAAGAGUUGGCUGGCAGGCUCCGGAAAAGGGAAAAUGAUAACGAUUUAUCACCAAAUUCAAGCUCUUCUCCUGCUGAAAGAUUUAGGUGUCCACAUCCCGAAUGUAAUAAAACUUUCUCACGUCAGGAACAUUUAUCAAGACACAAGCUAAACCACUGGCCGAAAGAGAUAUAUGUUUGUUCUUACGUGCUUCCUACUACAAAUGCGCCUUGCAAUAAAACGUUUGUAAGGAAAGAUUUACUGAUCAGACAUGAAAAGAGGCAUUCAAAGGUGAAAAACAGAUUAAGUCGGCCAAGCAAGGACCAGAUUUCCUCAUCAAAUAAGGACUUCUCCAAAAAUGCACCAUAUAAUCCCAGUGAAGUACCCCUUUCUACGCAAAGUGGAACUUCUACGAUUAACUUAAUAAAAAAUUCUGUGAAUCCACCACCAUCUAUCACACAAGAAUCAAAAUUUCGUCCUUUUCUUCAACAGGCUCAACAACCUCAACAGGUUCAGCAAUCACAACAACCACAACAAAUUCAACAACUGCAGCAACUUCAAUUCCCGCAGCAACUGCGGGCACCAUUGCAACAACCUAUGUUGCAGCAACAAAUGCAUCCACAGCAAGCAAGUCCUACUUUUCCAUCGUAUGAUCCUCGAAUAAGGAACAACGGUCAAAAUGGUAAUCAAUUUUUUAAUUUGAUAUUUGAUAACCGUACAGGCGUUAAUGGUUUUGAAGUGGAUGCAGCGAAUAACAACGGUAAUGGCAAUGACCAAAAUAUGAAUAUCAAUCCAGCCGUGCAGCAGCAACGAUAUCAAGACAGAAAUUUUGCAAGUAGUUCAUAUCAGCAGCCACUCCAGCCACUUACCCAGGAUCAACAACAGGAACAGUACUUUCAGCAGCAAAAGCUUGCCCAACAGCAACAGCAACAGCAACAGCAACAACAACAACAACAACAAUUACCACCCCAGAAUCCAUUUGGAGAUCCAUUAACAUCUUCCUCUAGCGGUGCUAAUUUGUCAGUUAUGCAGGACCUUUUUUCUACAAAUUUUUUGAACAGCGACCCAUUACAAUCUUUCAUGCAAGAACUUUCUGAAGCCCCGCAAGUAAGUAUUGAAGAUACAUUUUCUGACAAGAAUACAAUCCCACCUAAUGAAAAACCUGUUCAACAAGACGAAGGGUUCCAGAAUCCUCCAGUUAUGUUUGAGUUACCACAAGAUAACAUUAAAAUUCCCAAAGCACAACCGAAGUUCAACGAUAACCCCAGUACUUCAGUGAAGGACAAUCUUUCCAGUCAGAAGCUUAAUAUCAACGAGCUAAAACGGAGAUCAUCUAAAGAUUCAGGAGUAGGAAACAAUUCCUCUCUGAACUACAAGGAACAGUUGCGUCACUCUAUGAAAAGUGUCCCGUCAUUUUUCCAUCCGGAUCCCUUAACAAAGUAUAAGAUAUCAAAAGAAAAAUGUCAAGAAAUGUUUUCAUUUGUUCCAGAAUUACGCUAUGUCUCUAUUGAAUCUAUACACAAAUCGUUAAAAUCCUUCUGGUUGAACUUCCAUCCACAAUACGGUCUGCUUCACAAACCCUCUUUUCACGUUGAUAAACAGCCUGCAAUUUUGAAUUUGGCACUAAUUAUGACUGGCGCAAGUUUUUUGGGAAGCGAGUAUCGUGAACAGAUUAGUGACCCAAUUUGUGGUCCUCUAAGAUGGAUAAUUUUUUCUCAUGCUGAUUUUCAACCACCUUCUAAAACCUACAUCAUUCAAAGUUUAUUAUUAGUCGAAGGAUAUGAAAAAACAAGUACGAACAGGUAUUUACAUGAAAGGUCUUUUUUACAUCACGGAACGACCAUUCAAUUGCUAAGGCGAACGCCCUCUUUAGGCGGCCAUCCCUUAAUGGUCAAAACCGGCAAAACCUCUGGGGAAAAUUCAAUUCAAGACCCACAAGAAGUUUAUAAAAGAUGGAUUGAUUUUGAAAUGUUGAAAAGAAUAGCUUUCUACGCAUUUUAUAUGGACACUACACAUGCUGUAGUGUUUGGAUACUGGAAUUUAUUUAUUAAUAGCAAUCAGAUUCAACUAACUUUACCCUGUCCAGAUCAAGUGUGGGAAUCUUAUGAUUUGAGCUAUGAAACUCUGAUGGAGCAUGGGUAUGGCAGCACAAAGAGAGAUGAGAAUAAUACAUUUUUGUCUGCGUUAAUGCAAUUAAUGAAAAAUGUCAUUCAAAUCUUACGAAAUAAUAAUAUACGGAGAAACAAAGUCAACAAUGGUGGAAUAGAGAGUACCCCUACAGACUUGGAAAGCACUACAGAUUGGAAUAUUCAGAGUCUUUUUGGUAAAAAGAUUCUUUUGGCGGGGAUAAUUUCGAUCUUAUUUCAAUGUCAAGAGGAAGUUAAUGGUGACUAUUUCAUUACUAACUUUAGGGGCGGAAUCACUGAUCAUUUAGGCCUUUCAUGGAAAGAUAUUUUAUCAUUUGCAAUGAACUAUUGGCUUCACGAAGUUCAGAAAAGCUGCACUGAUCCGAAAGCAUGUAGGAUAAGUACUCCAUCUGAGGAGACACUAACGAACAGAAAAAUUGACGAGGAUAAUGGAGAUGGACUAUGUGAUGAUGAUUUGGACUUGCUUUCCUCCGAUAAUCCGUCAAAUUGUAAAAUUCCCGUUAUUCAUAUCUCUCAAAUUGUCCUACGUAUUCUUCAUCAUGAUUAUUACAUAUAUGCAGGAGCACCUUGGAGAAUGAAUGUACCAAUUGGUCGCGAUGAAUAUGACAUGAUCAGUCGCAGGAUUCUCCAGUUCGCUAAGGACCCCUACAAUGGGGGUGUAGCUGUAGUCUAUGCCUUCCAGUUCUUAUUUGAAAUGUUUAUCAUUAAGGAAAAUAACGUUCCAACCGUAGUGAAGAGCUACAAUAUAAAUUCUGAUCCUGUGAUUACUAGACCCUAUGCGAUUGCAUUAACUUCACUCCUAAUUUGGUCUUGUAAUUUUGCAUUACAUGGCUGUGAAGUUAGCAUAUGGGAUAAUACAGAAGCCUCAAAGGAUGAAUGCUUUCAACCAGAUGACAGCAAUGGUGGAAACAUUCUAGGCAAUACUGAUAAUAAUGGAUCGACGAUUGCAAACAACAAUUUAAAGGAAAAGAACAAUUACAUUCCAAUAGAAAGUUUUGAAGUUUACCUAUUGAGAAUGUAUCGGAACUUAUAUGUGGAUAGCUCACUCGAUGUAGUUAGCUUUCAGAAUGACGUUUGGGCAAAAGCGAGUUUACUUCAACAUAUUUCUAAUACCCACUUUCUAUGCGGGAUGAUGCAGUUUAUGAGAGAUAUUUUCAACAAGAGCUACUGGGAUUUAGGGCGCGAAUUCGGAAAACUCUUCGAUAAUUGUUUGGAAAGGAGCCUAGGGAAAACGUCACCCACUUGUCAUAACAUGUUUGAUGUUUAG